Messenger RNA from Penicillium argentinense, 807 nucleotides. RefSeq names its product putative transcription factor RfeG. The record is from RefSeq and is a predicted model, not a curated record. Lineage: Eukaryota; Fungi; Ascomycota; Eurotiomycetes; Eurotiales; Aspergillaceae. Bases 1 to 807 code for a protein of 268 amino acids. The transcript is spliced from 3 exons.
AUGACAGGUCGUCAAAAUGAAUACUUCAUUCCGGGCGAUGGAAUCAGCCGCGAGGUGAUCCAAGCAGAUAUCUGUCGCUAUCUGGGGAACGAUGCGCUCGUGCGACCCGGCAACCACGGUGGCCGCCAGGGAUUUUUCAUCCGUGCCUAUCGAAACCUCACAUCUGAGAUGAUCGCUGAUCUAAAAGCUGACUCCGCUCGUUGGGAGGCAGACGUGUCGCGGCGGGCUGACCUAGGCUAUCCGAGAGGUAGUUAUGUUCAAGAUAUGAACAUCUCUCACGCCCCUAACACUGUCCCAGCCAACUAUGCCACUUCGGCCAUCCAUGAGGUUCGCCAACAACAGGGGCCUUCCCCAACCACUUUCAGUGCUGCUCCCGCACAGCAAUACAUGGAUCCUUAUUCCCAGAGUCCGUACAGCGGAUCCCAGAAUGCCCCUUACAACAACAACCCUUCCUACAGCUCCACUCACUCGCCCUACGCUUCUGGCCAGGCUCCCUAUCCUCCGCCUCAGGUCUCCUACUCGGGCCCGUCCCAGCCCGUCGUGACGGCUGCUGACAUGCACCCUUCUUCUUAUACCUACUCGAACACUGGCUAUGGUUACGAGGGCGGUGGCGGCCGAAAUGCCCCCAGAUACCCAGGACCUGGUUAUGAUGCCGAGUCGGACUAUUCUCCCGUGACCUCCGGGAUGGCAUACCCUACCACUACUGCCCCGGAUCCCCGGAUAGGAAUGGAGCCGAGAUACACUCCGGAAUACGAGCGCAGUAGGCCGCAGCCAACCCGCGAAAGAGACCCCCAUCGUCGGCGGUAA